Penaeus vannamei (Pacific white shrimp) is the source of this 1149-nucleotide messenger RNA. Its product is annotated as protein lifeguard 1. The record is from RefSeq and is a predicted model, not a curated record. Lineage: Eukaryota; Metazoa; Arthropoda; Malacostraca; Decapoda; Penaeidae.
AACAACGUCAAUCUACCGUAUAUCUACCAAAACGAGUGUUCCAGAGUCAGACGGCGUUGUGCAGCCAGCCUGAACGGUUCCUCGGUUUUUCCAGAUUUUAAAAUUCUUGGUGGAAUAAAAAAGUUCUCUGAUCCCUACGACCAUGGAAGACAUCGAGGCAGAAGACGCCACCUUCGCCUUCUCGGAGAAGUCCAUUCGGAUGGGCUUCAUAAGGAAGGUGUACGCCAUCUUGUGCACGCAGCUCCUGAUCACCUUUGGUCUGGUGGCCGUGUUCGUAUGGGUGCCCGCAGUCAACGACUACGCCCUCAAAAACCAAUGGAUGCUCUGGGUCGCCAUAGGCCUGACGUUCACCAUGGUCAUCGCCCUCUCCUGCUGUGGCAACCUGAGGAGGAAGUCGCCACAUAACUACAUAGCGCUGUUCGUGUUCACCAUCAGCGAAGCGUACCUGCUCGGGGUCGUGAGUGCCUCUUACCAGGGGAAGGAGGUCGCCAUCGCCAUCGUGGCCACGGCGGUGGUGACGCUGGUGCUCACGCUCUUCGCAUUCCAGACCAAAUAUGACUUCACUAUGAUGGGCGGCUUCGUCCUCGUCAGCCUAACCGUCCUCCUGAUAUUCGGCAUCUUGGCAGCCAUUUGGUCCAACCAGAUCGUCAACAUGGUGUACGCUUGCCUCGGGGUCCUCCUCUUCAGCUUCUACCUGGUGUUCGAUACCCAGCUCAUCAUAGGAGGGAACCACAAAUUUGCCUAUUCGCCGGAGGAGUACGUGUUCGCGGCCCUCAACUUGUACCUCGAUAUCAUCAACCUCUUUAUGUACAUUCUCGCGAUCAUUGGAGGAUCAAGGGACUAAGGAUGUGAAGGAAGGUAGAUGAAAGGAAAGGGAAAGAAGGGGGGGGGCAGAAUGGAGAAGGGGUGGAUUUUGCUUAUUCGUUAGUGACUCAUUACCAAGGGUUGGAUUGGAUCAUGUUAUUUAUGAGGCACAUGAUUUGAAGAAAAAGGCUGCAGAAGGAAUGGGCUAAGGUGAAUGAUUAUCUGUUUGCCUAUCUAUUUAUGUAUGUACACAUGCACAUCACUAUCAGCUAUUUUGUUUGCAUAUCGAGCUGUAGUCUUCGGGAAACAUGUGUGAUGUGCUCGCCAAUAAAACCAUAAAGGUAU